This is a messenger RNA of Punctularia strigosozonata HHB-11173 SS5, 705 nucleotides long. RefSeq lists its product as uncharacterized. NCBI's taxonomy places the organism in Eukaryota, Fungi, Basidiomycota, Agaricomycetes, Corticiales, Punctulariaceae. The record is from RefSeq and is a predicted model, not a curated record. The coding region runs from base 1 to 705 and encodes 234 amino acids. The transcript has 3 exons.
AUGGCUUACGCGGCGUGGUUGACACCGCCAUGUGGCCUUGAACCAACCCAGGGCGAAGGCCAGUUCGCCACGCCAAGCUACAUUAGCGACGGCGAGAUCCGUAAGUCGGCAUAUGCCUCAUGGUUCGAUAAGCCAUACGAAGAUUUGGUGCCGACGGUGGGCAAAGGGGAUAUCGCUUUGCCCGAAGACACAUGUGCCGAUGCCUUCGUGGAGGCGGCAGCUGAGCAAGCGAUGUGGGAGCCGCCUUCGCCGGGUAGCAACCAUGAGCCGAGAAGUCCUUGGUUCCUUUGCUGGCGCGAUAGGCGUACGGAGGCAAGAGACUUCCUCCGGUACCUGGUUUAUCCCAAUUCAGCGGUAUCGUUCUGCGAAGAAGCCCUGCUAGACUUCCACAUGACCAAUUUCCACCGAUUGCGCUUGUUGUGCGCGGUGGACAUGCGUGUCUACAUCCGACAUGUGUUGGUUCUCGGGGGAGUCACCAUGCGCGACUUGAAAGAUGGUCCAGAGUUUCCGAUACGCGCCUUUCGGAUGUAUUAUCAUCGUUGGUCGGGUACAAUGGUUGAUGUGGACGAAGCCACCGGCAUGUUAACGCGGCGCAUGAGCCUGCCAUUUUUGUUCCAUAGCGAGGAUCGCUUGAACCGGAAGGGUCUGGGAAAGGGGUUUCUGUACCGAGGCGAUGACAGUGCGACGACCGGAAGCGAGGAGUAG